UCCCGGCGGGGUUCACUGCGCCUGCGCCCGGAGUUGCAAGAUGGCGGACAGUGCGGAACUAAAGCAAAUGGUUAUGAGCCUUAGAGUUUCUGAACUGCAGCUACUUCUGGGUUACGCGGGGAGGAACAAGCACGGACGAAAACACGAACUUCUCACAAAAGCACUGCAUUUGUUAAAGGCUGGCUGCAGUCCUGCUGUACAAAUGAAAAUCAAAGAACUCUAUAGGCGAAGGUUCCCUCAGAAAAUCAUGACACCUGCAGACUUAUCUAUCCCCAGUGUACACUCGAGCUCCAUGCCAGCAACUUUGUCUCCGUCUACCAUUCCACAGCUCAGUUACGAUGGCCACCCUGCCACGUCACCAUUGCUUCCCGUUUCGCUUCUGGGACCUAAACAUGAACUGGAACUCCCCCAUCUCACAUCUGCGCUCCACCCUGUCCAUCCUGACAUAAAACUUCAGAAAUUACCUUUUUAUGACUUGUUGGACGAGCUGAUAAAACCUACCAGCCUAGCAUCAGAUAAUAGUCAGCGAUUUCGAGAAACCUGCUUUGCAUUUGCACUGACACCACAGCAAGUGCAGCAAAUCAGCAGUUCAAUGGAUAUUUCUGGGACCAAAUGUGACUUCACAGUGCAGGUCCAGCUAAGGUUUUGUUUAUCAGAAACCAGUUGUCCACAAGAAGAUCACUUCCCACCCAAUCUGUGUGUGAAAGUAAAUGGGAAACCAUGCAGCCUUCCAGGCUAUCUUCCACCAACCAAAAACGGUGUUGAACCAAAGCGACCUAGCCGACCAAUCAACAUUACCUCACUCGUCAGAUUGUCUACGACGGUACCAAACACAAUCGUUGUCUCAUGGACUGCGGAAAUUGGAAGAAGCUAUUCCGUGGCAGUCUAUCUUGUAAAGCAGCUGUCCUCUACGGUGUUACUGCAGAGGUUGCGAGCAAAAGGAAUACGGAACCCUGAUCAUUCUAGAGCACUAAUUAAAGAGAAACUGACCGCCGAUCCAGACAGCGAAAUAGCAACAACAAGCUUAAGAGUUUCUCUUCUUUGUCCACUUGGUAAAAUGAGGUUAACCAUACCAUGUAGGGCCUUGACCUGUUCACACCUGCAAUGUUUUGAUGCCACUCUCUACAUUCAAAUGAACGAAAAGAAACCAACCUGGGUUUGCCCUGUCUGUGACAAGAAGGCUCCCUAUGAACAUCUCAUUAUUGAUGGGCUGUUCAUGGAAAUCCUGAAGUAUUGUACAGAUUGUGAUGAAAUUCAGUUUAAGGAGGAUGGAUCGUGGGCCCCAAUGAGAUCGAAGAAGGAGGUGCAGGAAGUAACUGCAUCUUACAAUGGAGUUGACGGAUGCAUAAGCUCUUCCUUGGAACAUCAGGUGUCUUCUCACCAACAGUCAAAUAAAAAUAAGAAAGUAGAAGUGAUUGAUUUAACCAUUGACAGCUCAUCAGAUGAAGAGGAGGAAGAACCAUCUGCAAAGAGAAGCUGUCCUUCCAUAUCUCCAGCAUCACCGUUAAAUAAUAAGGGCAUUUUAAAUUUACCCCAUCAAGCAUCUCCCGUGUCAAGAACACCAAGCCUUCCUGCUGUUGACACCAGCUACAUCAACACAUCACUUAUCCAAGACUACAGGCAUCCAUUCCAUAUGACACCUAUGCCUUAUGACUUGCAAGGUUUAGAUUUCUUCCCUUUCCUGUCAGGAGACAAUCAGCAUUACAACACAUCCCUUCUUGCCGCCGCAGCUGCGGCAGUUUCCGCAUCAGAUGAUCAAGAACUCUUACACUCUCGUUUUUUCCCAUACACUUCAUCUCAGAUGUUUCUCGAUCAGCUAAAUGCAGGAGGAAGCAGUUCUCUGCCAGCCACAAAUGGUAGCAAUAGUGGCAGUAACAGCAGUCUUGUUUCCUCCAACAGCCUGCGAGAGAAUCAUGGUCAUCCAGUUGCAAGUAGGAGCAGCACGGACACGGCGUCUAUCUUUGGUAUCAUACCAGACAUUAUUUCGUUGGACUGAUUUUUGGAGUAAAUGAACUUGUCAGAGGAAAUCUUUGUGCUUGGUUUUACUUUAUGUUAGAAACAUAGACAAGUUUUUUUUCCUUUUUUAGGGAAAAAAAUUUAUGUGUACAGAGAACAAAAGUAUAUUUUCAGUUUUACUUUUGUAUAUAAACCUAAGAUGGCCUCACUGGUAAAAAUAAGAAAAAAAAAAUACACAAAACAAAAAAUUAACAAAAACAAGGAGCUUCAGUUCGUUUUUGUGGAUGCUGAAGAUUUUACACCUGUGCAUUCGUCAUGUGAGUUACUUCCGCCCCCCCCCCCCCCCCCCCCCCCCAGUUUGGACACAAAUGGCAUUAUUUUCUUCACAGUAACAUAAACAGGAAAGGAGCUGAACUUUUAAAGUUCAAACUUGUGAGAGGUUUUUUUCUCCUCUUGGAGACAUUUAUCUUUGGUGGUGGAAUCUAAUUCCCCCAUCCCAUUUUUAGCGCAGAUUUUAUUAUGCUUAAAGUGGAAUAAACCCUACCCAGGCCGUUCGUUCCACAGCAUCCCCUCUGUUUGCAGGACAGAGUCUUUCAGGAGUGGGUUUUCUUUUCUGUUGGUUUUUCCUUUUUGGGAUUUUUUUUUUUUUUUGGUCAUUUCUGAUUGUGACCCUCUAUUCAGAUGAUUUUUAUUUUUUUAAAAAUUCCAUGCUUUAGUCAAGCAUGUUGCGAGCUCAUUAGCGCACCAAUUAUUCUUGAGGGCCAGACUCAAUAAAAUCUCAGGCUGAGGAAUUACUUGGCUGUGUUUAUGUUGGACAAGACAGAAUUUUUAUAGAAUCUAGCCCCGAAUAAAAGCAUUGUCACAUUGGACUGUAGGGUUUUGUUUCUAAGAACUUACUAUGAAAUCCUUUGAAAAUAACUUCAAGAUCCUAAUCAGCAAAAUAUUAAGCAUGUGUCAAUUUUAAAUUUGUGGAACUGCUUGUGCUUUAAAGUUAGCCAUGCCUGUAUAAAUGGCCUAUUGAAUUGAGGCCUGUCUUGUUCUGUCUGGAGAAAAACCUACUUUUAGCUGCAGUAGAUCAAAUUUCUGCUUAAAAGUGAACUUUUCAACAAAAGGAAGAAAACACAAAUGCCGACACACUAUUGCAUGGUUGUGCAGCUGGUAAUGGUCUCGGUACACCGUCUCCUGAGUUCACAUUCAUCAAAAUUAAUACGAAAUGUUCAAUAUGAGUCAAACCAAAAAAACAACCCAGUAAAAAAGCCCCACCCUGUAGCCCAGGUGCUCAAACAUAUCGCUACCUAUUGAAGUCUCAUAGGGUAGUGGGCUUCAAAAUGCAGUUUUCUCUUUUUGGCCUUCUGAUUAUUUUGAUUUCUCUGAUUUUUCAGUACGUUUAUGUUGAACUUUGAGCCAUACUUACUUUCUGGUUUCUUUCCCCCCUGCCCCCCCCUUCUCUUUUUUUUUUUUAAGUUGUGCAUGACAUAAGGAAAUCUUUUUUUAGAACUUAUGGGUCAUUUGGGCUGAUCCAUUCUUAUUAAAGAGUGAAAUGUGUAAAUAGCUGGAAUGCAGUUUUUCAGGAGAUUCUUUAGAGUAAGAGAAGGGGGAGGGAAGGAAGCGAUUCUCUUGUGUCCCAAAGUCCAUGUCAGAGAGAGUAAAUAUUUCCUCUGGUGUGAAAAAUAUUUUUAUAACUCGUUGAAAGUGCAGGUAACAAGUUUAUCAGGAAAGAGAGUUAAGGAAUACUAAAAUUAGCAGAUUCUUGUCUGAAUUUUUAAUGUCCAAAACUGUUGAUUGCAGUUAGUUGCUUUGAGCAUUGACAAGGGCCACCUUUUGCCUAUGAAGUUGUCUCAAAAUCUUGCAUUGAUUAAAAAAGAAAAGAAAAAAAAAAGGAAAAAAAAAAAAAAAAAAAGAAAAAAAGAAAAAAAAUCUUUAAUCCAAGUAGCAUUAGGUAUUGCUGUAUGAUCAGUCGUAUGGUUAUUUGAAAGGUUCACAUUAUGUGGCAUCAAAAUUGUUUUUAGUGUUUUUACAGCAUCCCUCUGCCACUAAAUAGUUGACUUGAAUUUUGAAAACAAAUGUUUGUGUUUAUAUGUAUAUGUGUGUGUAUAUAUGUAUUUAUAGAUCUGUGUGUGUGAGUUAAAAGUGAGUUAAAUAGUUUUUCCCAUGCAUGUGUAUUUCAUACAUAUCUGGCUGAUAUAUAUAUUUCACCAUACACCAAUUUUAUAAUUUAUUAAAUGUCAGUUAAAGAAAUAAAUAAAAGGAUAGAAAAUGGGAAAUACUUAUUUUUUAAACUCAGUCUGAUUUUGAAGUGAUUAAGCCUACACUAGGAAUAUAUCUCAUACAUUUUAGUCAUGAAUACUACUAACCUGGUAACUUCAGAGCAUAUGCUUUGCUGUAAUCCCGUUUGUAAACCUGGAGUACGACCGCCGUCAGUGUAACGGGGGGCGCGCGCGGCCCCAGCUGCUGAAGCACCUGGAGGAAAUUCGGGGGAGCCUGUGGCUGUUCCACUGACGAUCGUGGCAACGUUGUCAUUGACUGUAUUGUUAAAGAUGCCCUGAAGAGCAGCUUGUGUCACUUUUGACAAUGGUAUUAAAAUCUUGUUAAUUCACAUAUAAAAUUAAAUGUGGCGAGUGUGUGGUAA
Messenger RNA from Tyto alba (common barn owl), 4585 nucleotides. RefSeq names its product protein inhibitor of activated STAT 1 (gene PIAS1). The transcript has 14 exons. The record is from RefSeq and is a predicted model, not a curated record. Gene Ontology annotation, molecular function: zinc ion binding; transcription coregulator activity; SUMO ligase activity. Bases 41 to 1996 code for a protein of 651 amino acids. NCBI's taxonomy places the organism in Eukaryota, Metazoa, Chordata, Aves, Strigiformes, Tytonidae. Gene Ontology annotation, biological process: regulation of transcription by RNA polymerase II; protein sumoylation.